This is a messenger RNA of Triplophysa rosa, 3529 nucleotides long. It is a transcript of the gene tmem117, whose product is annotated as transmembrane protein 117. Lineage: Eukaryota; Metazoa; Chordata; Actinopteri; Cypriniformes; Nemacheilidae. The record is from RefSeq and is a predicted model, not a curated record. Bases 183 to 1784 code for a protein of 533 amino acids. The transcript has 8 exons. Gene Ontology annotation, biological process: intrinsic apoptotic signaling pathway in response to endoplasmic reticulum stress.
AGACAGACACGCACGCGCACAGAAACCUCGCGUGUGAGAGCGAGAGAGAAAGAGGUGUUGCGUGAUCCGGGUGUCUCCAUGUUGUGGUCCGGUGCGUGAGCAGCUGUGAGGUGUGAUGUCCGGAGGUUUAUCGCUUCUGGUUGUGUUAUCGGACGCGGAUCGGAUCAGACACUGAUGCCGGGAUGGGAUCUGAUAAACAGCACGACUGCCUGCGUGGUCGGUGUCUGGGCUUCCUCAGACGUCUGGAAAUCGACGCCCGGUUUCGGUACUAUUUCCAGCACCCGUGGUCUCGUCUGAUCGUGGCCUACCUGGUCAUCUUCUUCAACUUUCUGAUCUUUGCAGAAGACCCCGUGUCUCACAGCCAGACGGAAGCGCACAUGAUCGUGGUGGGAAACUGCUUUUCCUUCGUGGUGAAUAAAUACCCGGGAGGAGGAUGGAACGUCCUUAAAGUCCUGAUGUGGAUUCUCGCCAUCAUCACGGGCCUCAUCGCCGGAAAAUUCCUCUUCCAUCGACGUCUGUUUGGUCGUAUCUUACGUCUGAAGAUGUUUCGUGAAGAUCACGGAUCGUGGAUGACGAUGUUCUUCAGCACGAUUCUCUCUCUGUUCGUCUUCUCGCACAUCUACAACCUCUUUCUGCUCAUGAACGGACGGAUGGGUGCCCACAUGGUGACAGAAUACAUGGGAAUCAGAAAAGAGAGUUUUAUGAAGAUUGCUGCUGUAGGAACUUGGAUGGGUGAUUUCGUGACGGCAUGGAUGGUAACAGACAUGAUGCUACAGGACACACAUUACCCAGACUGGGGCAAAACAGUGAGGCAUUUAUGGAGGAAGGGCAACAACAGAAUCAUACUCUUCUGGACGGUGCUGAUCUCUCUGACGUCUGUGGUGGUUCUGGUCAUCAGUACGGACUGGAUCAGAUGGGAUAAUCUGAACCGUGGGUUUCUGCCCAGCGAUGAGGUCUCCAGAGCGUUUCUGGCUUCAUUCAUCCUGGUCUUUGACCUUCUCAUCAUCAUGCAGGACUGGGAGUUCCCUCACUUCAUGGGCGAUCUAGACAUGAACCUUCCGGGCCUUUCCACCACCCAGCUGAAAAUCAAACUGCCCGUGUGCAAGCGGAUCUUUAAAGAGGAAUAUCACAUUCACAUCACGGGGAAAUGGUUUAACUAUGGCAUCCUAUUCUUGGUCCUCAUUCUGGACCUGAACAUGUGGAAGAACCAGAUCUUCUAUAAGCCCUAUGAAUACGGCCAGUACGUGGGUCCGGGACAGAAGAUCUACACCGUCGAGGACCCAGACACCCUGCGGGACUUCAACCGCAGCACGUUGACCUGGCAGUGGCGCUCGGAGAACACAGAUCCCCGCUUCAACCAGACGUACGUCCGGAGAGACAUGUUCCUGCACAGCCGGUAUGUGGGCACCAGUCUGGAUGUCAAAUGCCUGGCGUUCAUUCCGAGCCUGGCGGCGUUCGUUCUCGUCGGGUUCUUCAUUUGGCUCUUCGGUCGUUUCCAAGACAGCGAGACGUUCCCGGAGAACCAAGACAAGACCUACGAGCGCAUCAAGAGAAAGUCGCCAUCCGAUCCGGGAGCGACGCCAGAGGACGCUCACAUCACCAUGAGCAAGACGCUGAAGAGAACCGGAACGCCCAUGCUGCUCCUGGUCGACGCUCAUCACUUCGGCUCAUCGAGUAGCUCCAUAUCGCCGUGUUCGAACGAAACUCAGGAGAUGCAGUCUGGCGUGGCUGUCGACAGAGUUGACCCUGAUGGCUCUGUCGACGUCAACAAAUUAACACCGUAAUCAAGCCAAUGUCCAAAUGUUUGAUGUUGGUCCAACGUUCCUCCAAAUCCUCCGAAGGAUGUUGACUUUUGGGAUCUUUAAAACUGCACUAAAACUACCAUGAACAUUCAUCUUUUCUAUAUUUUUAUACCGAGCUUUUCAGAGAUCCCAUUUACAGCACCAACUUUAUGAACUUUUCCACAUUCCUCGAAGAGGGUGUGUGGUGCUCGACGUCUCAUGUUUUUCUACGUCUUUUUAUGUACUGGUGCCUACAUGAUAUAAUACUGUACUGAGCGCAUGGCAUAACCGUCAUGAAAUGUUACUCUUAUUUAAAAGCUGUGCCUUUGAUAGAUAAACCUACUGCUAACGGCUGGUACAGUAAGUUUUACGGAUUCGCUAACAUACACACGUUUUGGUGAAACAAAUCUGCAAUGAACAGAAUUUUCAUGUAGAAAUUAUGAUUUAUAAAUAAAGUCGCUGUGAAUCAGACUGUGCCCAUAAGCAUGAGACCCAUUCUCCAAUCUCAAUAUUUAAAAUGUUUGUUGGACUUAAAUCUACAUAUACAAGACAACACACUUAAAUGUCUUGAGUUAUAAGAUUUGUGAAUCAACCAGAUACGUUUACAUGCAUGUACUGAAAAUUCUGAUGUGACUGUUGAAUAUAAAAGAGUUUGAUUCUGUAGCUACUGGAAAUCACCAUUAACAGACUAACAAAUUAACUAAAUGGAAGCUGCGUAUCAUACAUCUCAUUUAUAUCUCAGUUAUUUCUCACACACAUCAAUAAGAUAAAAUGGAAAGCAAAUGGAAACUUUUGCUUAAGUCUCAUCCGUGUCUCAGAUAUUUCUUGUGAGAAAAAGAGUCAGAAAUGUCUCUUGUCAUUAGAGUUUGAGAAGAGAAACUGAGCUCAGAUUUGUCUCGUCUGCAAUCAAUAUUAUUGAAGAUCUCAAUAUCAACUCAAACAUUUCUCAUCACAUUGACUCAAAUCCAGAUUAUUUUACAUCUAUGAUCUACAUGUAUAUUCAUUUUACACCUCCAUAUUCGUUUCUUCCUUUAUAUUUUCUUAAGCAAAUUUAGGAGAAACAUCUGAGACUAAGUUGAUCUUGAAAUGAGACACAACUGAGAACUCAACAUCUAAUCUCCUGAGCUAAGAAAGAGCAAUCACAAUUCCCUCUUGGGUGUUUCUCAAGUAGAUGUAUUUAUAUUCAUGUUGGUUUUAAUAUUUUGUCUUUACAUUCUGUUUGGGAUGAGCUCUCUUCAAAUGUUUGGUUGGUGAAUAUCACACCACCAUCCGUCUGAUGUCCUCAAAUAUCAAACUGUAUCGUCGAUAAAUGACCCACUCUGACAUGCAAGUGGUUUUGAAUGUUUUUGGUGAAAAUGAUGCUUUAAAACGCCUCGGCUGUUGGCAUCACCUUGCGGUGACCUUGUUGCCAAGCAACCACUCAUAUCCAGCCCCUGUCCAGAUGUCGGUCCGGUUGAGCUGAAAGUGCCAUUCAACCGCUAUCCAGGAAUGUUCGGUAGACAUACAUUAGACAUCAUUACAGGUCAAAACACCUGUGACUUAUAAAGGCAUUUAUACGAAAAGCUGCUGAUUUCACUCAUAAAAGACAAACUGGCAACAGCUUUCUUAAAGUGUUUCAAUUGAUUUUCUUGAAGUCUCCAAUAGUUUGCUUGAAUUUCCCACUGUGUGUUCAAAUCACCUUUCCAUUUCAACAAACAAUUCCAGUUUUCUGUUCACAUUCAAGAGGGAAUCUAGGCCUCACCUUUGAU